Molecule: messenger RNA, 3655 nt
Organism: Colletotrichum destructivum
Lineage: Eukaryota; Fungi; Ascomycota; Sordariomycetes; Glomerellales; Glomerellaceae
Product: Putative RNA recognition motif domain, nucleotide-binding alpha-beta plait domain superfamily
Exons: 6
Coding region: 961-2301 (446 amino acids)
Biological process (GO): mRNA splice site recognition
Cellular component (GO): cytosol
Molecular function (GO): mRNA binding
Source: RefSeq, a predicted model, not a curated record
ACUCUCUCUCUUCUCCUCUUACCCACAUCGCUUCUUCUCUUCCUUCCUCUUUUUCUUUAGAGUUGCACCUCUCUCUGCUCUGCCUCGUCUCUGCUGCUGUGCCUCCGUCGUCUCGUCUUGCUCUGCUCUGCUCUGCGUUGCGCUGCGAGUUUUCUUUUGGCCUCCGAAUCGAAGCAUCCUUUCUAGCGAUUGUCUCGGUUGCUGCGGGCAAAAAAACAGUUGUACUUUGCUGCUGCCGUCGCUGCGUGUCGCUACUACCUAUUACUACGACCGACUACUACCUUGCCUUACCUUACCACGACCACUUUGGCUGCCGCGCUUUACGUAGUCGACCGACCCAACGUCACCACUGACAGAGCGAGAUCCCCACGGCCCUCACCACCGGAAAAAAAAUCUCUGCGCGCAACUUCCUUGUCGCUUUUUUUUUCUUCCCACGUCGUUUAACCCCCUCCGAAAUUCCUCCCUCGACACGAAAACACUCUUUUCGUAAUUCUUCCCUCCCUUCUUCCCAUCCUCACCCUCCUUACGAGUCGCACGACGGUUUUUUCUUCCUCGUCAUCCGGAAAAAAAGAGUCCUUUUUGUUGGCGCCUAAAAGUCCAAUCAUUUCGGAAUCUUCUUUUGACCCUUUCUCGGAUCGGUGAAAGUUGACUUUGGCCAAGGCGCAAAUAUCGGAGACCCAAAAGUCGAAUUCAAAGCAACGCUCAAUUUUUUGAGUCGGCGACUGUAGCAUUUCUUGCCCCAGUACCCCGUGGCAUAUCGAUCUUUCGUUUUUACGACGGGGCGUGCAGGCGUAAGAGAAUCGACUUUUUACAGAGUGCUUUUCGGUGUCUCGGUUUCGCCUCUGAAUACAGGAUUUUCUGUUUCGAUUUGCAAGACCAAUAACCCUUCUUUCAAGCCGGGAUAGUUGUGUUCCGACUUUAUUAGCUUUCAACGAAUUUUGCAACGUUUCAACUGUGAAAAUGGACGGCAUCAACCCCUACAACCCUGCUCAGGGCAACGGCGCCCCCCCUGCCAACGCUAACGGCGACGGCUUCGGCACUCCCGUCUCUGGCGGCAUGCCUUUCCCUGGCAACAACGGUUCCGGAGAGAUCCCGGGCGGCGUGCAGGCCCCCAACCAGCAGGACGCGAAUAAGAACACCCUCUGGAUGGGCGAGCUCGAGCCCUGGAUGGACGAGAACUUUAUCAAGGGCGUCUUCCUUACCGCCACCGGCGAGCCUGUCAACGUCAAGGUCAUCCGUGACAAGACGUCUGGCAAUGCCGGAUACUGCUUUGUCGAGUUCUCGUCGUCCGACGCUGCCAGCAAGGCUCUCGGCCUGAACGGAACUCCCGUCCCCAACUCCAACCGUGCCUUCAAGCUCAACUGGGCUUCUGGUGGCGGCAUCAACGACCGACGUGACGACCGUGGUCCCGAAUACUCGAUCUUUGUCGGUGACCUCGGCCCCGAGGUCAACGAAUACGUUCUCGUGUCUCUGUUCCAGGCGCGAUUCCCUUCUUGCAAGUCUGCUAAGAUCAUGACGGAUGCCAUGUCGGGACAGUCGCGCGGCUACGGCUUUGUUCGCUUCACCGACGAGCAGGACCAGCAGCGAGCUCUUGUUGAGAUGCAGGGAGUCUACUGCGGCAACCGUCCCAUGCGCAUCUCCACUGCUACCCCCAAGAACCGCAGUAACCACGGCGGCCCGUACCAGCAGCACCACGGCAACCAGAUGAUGGCCCCCGGCCUGCCUCCUCACCAGCAGGGAUUCUACGGGGUUCCCUCGCCUGCUCAGUACGGCGGUGCUUACGGAGCCCCCUACAACCCUCCCGGCCAGCAGAUGAACCAGUUCACCGACCCCAACAACACGACCGUUUUCGUCGGAGGCCUGUCGGGCUACGUUACCGAGGAUGAGCUCCGAAGCUUCUUCCAGGGCUUUGGCGAGAUCACCUACGUCAAGAUUCCUCCUGGCAAGGGCUGCGGCUUCGUCCAGUUCGUCCACCGCCACGCUGCCGAGAUGGCCAUCAACCAGAUGCAGGGAUACCCUAUUGGAAACUCUCGUGUCCGUCUGAGCUGGGGCCGCAGCCAAAACAACUCUGGUGUUGGUACCCCCUACCGUCCUGCCCCUCCCCCGCCUCACUACUUUGCUCCCCCCGGCCCCGGCGCCUACGGACCUGCUCACUUCGGUGCUCCUGGUCCUCACGGCCCCCCGGGACCCCAGGGCCCUCCUGGUGCCCCUCCUCAGAGCGAUGGGUGGACGGAUCACCUUGACGGCUUAUCUGCUCUUGCACUCGCCAUGAACACCCGGCCAAAGGGUCUCAUGAGCUAAGCUGCUCUCACGAUUGUCUUGUUUGCUUAUACACCGAAACUUCGCUCGUCGUUUUCGCUCGCCGCCGCUGCCUUGGGCCCUUUACGCUGCACGAUGGAUACCUGGGCGAAUGACACAUAUUUCUUUGGACUUGUUUGAUCUUAGGCAUACGGAUAGCGGACACGAUUGUGAGACGUCACGAGAACGACGAUUGCGUGCUUUGCGGCCUUAGUUAUUCUCUGGACAUCUGGGCCUGUCUUGGGCGUCGGCUUUCGGAUGGUUCUCUCGACUUGGUUGUUCCCCUUCAUUUGUCUAUUUCCACACGGGACUCGCCCCAACAGAGAUUUCCUAGCUUUUAGUCUGCUUGUCGCUGUUGUUUGUUUCUUGACUAUUCGUGACCGUUCUGCGUGUGAAUCAAGCCUGUUCUGUUCGUUCGAUUUGCCGGCUGGUCGGCCGCUGGUUGUUAGUCUUGAGCUCCGAUACCCCCUCUGUCGUUUACGUUUGCUUGCAGCGAUGGGGCAAACAAAUUGCGUUGAGCUUGUCUCGGGGUUGGUUUGCUUUGUUUUGGAGAGGAUGGGGGGUUUUAUUUUUGCGGGAUUCGGUGUAUCUGUUCAUAGGGCGGGCUAUGAAAAAGGCGCUUUUCCAGGCAGGUCAAGACCAUAUUAUUUCUAGACAUGUCGGGGGCUUGUGGAUGUUUGGUCAGUCGAUGGAAGAGAGCCAAGCUCGAAAGGGAUAGGGAAAACGUCAAAAAGGGUCAUGGUGAUGGGUUGGCGCUGGACCGGUGGGAGAAGAACAAGAGAUUGGAGACAGCUUGGGUGGCUCUCCCUAGGUUGGGGCGAACGGCGUUGGUGGGAUGAAUGCGCAUGGGCGAGUACAUGAGAGACUGGGCUCUGGCCUUGGUGAUUGAAUUCAGAAUGAUAAGUCUCUGUGGGUGGACGAAAUCUGCACUCAAGCUGCUGAAGUUGGUGAUAUCAGGUCCAAUGUGGUUGAGAGUGUGUGGAACCCCCCCUAGUGACCACGACCUCUGGAAAGGGGUUUCUCGAUGGGACUAUCUUGUCCUUUUGCCGAGGUUGGGGAAUGGCACCAUGAGAUCUACCUUGGAUCAUCGCUGGCGAUCCGAUCUCUGUUAGCGAUUGUUCACUUGCUGCCCCUGGAAACGUUGGCUAGUCCCAGCUACACAGCCAGGCGUGUGGUAGUAGUGGUGUUGCAGUCCACAUCAAGAAGACCCGCGGCCUUGUUCCCGCCCAGCUAACCUAUAGAUAAAAGGUUGCAAACUAAACCAGGCCCCUCCCUCUUUCUUCCCUCGCGUCAUUGGAGUAAAACAGCUGAGGAAUGCCAAGGCGAGAUGGAGGGAGGACAUGACGCAAAAAAUGAA